AUGCGUACAAAGAAUCCUCCAGAUUUAAAUUCUGCGUUAGGCAUCCUCACAAAUGAUUUUCAGAUAUACCUCGACCAAAAUAAUUCUUCUCAAAGCAAAAAUCACAAAUCUUAUCAAAAUAACAAUUAUUCGUCUAGACCAAAAUCCAAUUUCCGACAAAACCAACAAAAUAAUUAUCAACCCCAAAUUCAAUAUCAACCCCAAACUCAAUAUCAACCAAGGAAUCAAUUUCCAAUACAGAGAAAUACUAUGGAUCCUCCGAAUCCCCAACCGAAUCCUCAAAAUAUGAGACAAAAUAAUCAAAAUAAUUAUUUCCAAAAUAAUCCUAGUACAAGUAGGAAUUUUAAUCGAAACUCCAAUGUAUUCCAGCCAAAUCCAAACAGAAAAUUCUCAAACCCUACUCCAAUGACUAUCACAACCAAUAAUACUUUCAGACUAUCACAAAACUUCCAAAAUAGGACUCGUUUCCGUAACCCCAAUAAUUUCGCAAGCCAAAAUAUUAUUCCGGAAGAACUGCAUAACAUAGAUAAUACAGACUGUCCUGAAAGUUCAUCCCAAGAACCUUUUUUAGAAGAGAUAGCCUCGGAAGAAAACCAGAGCAUGUAG
Messenger RNA from Diabrotica virgifera virgifera (western corn rootworm), 606 nucleotides. RefSeq names its product GATA zinc finger domain-containing protein 14-like. NCBI's taxonomy places the organism in Eukaryota, Metazoa, Arthropoda, Insecta, Coleoptera, Chrysomelidae. The transcript has a single exon. The coding region runs from base 1 to 606 and encodes 201 amino acids. The record is from RefSeq and is a predicted model, not a curated record.